CACAUCCUCCUCUCUAUCUCUCCCCCCUUUUGUAGUCGACCAAGUGAAAUAGCCAGGACGGAGACCCAAGGCAGCAGCAUCUUUGACUGGGAGACACAAGUAAGGACAUCGGAAUGAUGAUGGAACAGCAAGCAAACAGCAGUCCCACUGCGGAUGAACUUAAAAAAGACCAACAUCUUAAGAAGGGUGCAAUUCUGGUGGAUGGAGUUAUCUUGAAUGGACCCCUUCUGGACGCAAAAGCAGGCGAGAAGUUUAUUGAAGACGCAUUCCCAAUCAUCAUGGAAGAUGCUAUAAGGAAAGCCACUGACGUUAAUGAAAAGGUCUGUGAAUGGCAGCAUCCUGAAGACCUGAAGAAGCUUCUUGACUUGGAAUUGAGGGACACUGGGGAGUCCCAUCACCAACUACUGCAACGUUGUCGGGACGUUAUAAAGUACAGUGUGAAAACAGGUCAUCCAAGAUUCUACAACCAACUAUAUGCUGGGAUGGAUCACUAUUCCCUUGUUGCCCGUUUUAUUACCGAAGCCCUCAAUCCCAGUGUCUACACCUAUGAGGUUGCACCAACAUUUGUGCUGAUGGAAGAGACUGUUUUAAAGAAGAUGAGGGAACUUGUAGGCUGGGCAGACGGAGAUGGGAUCUUCAGCCCUGGAGGCUCUGUUUCCAACAUGUAUGCAGUAAACCUGGCCCGAUACAAGCUCUGCCCGGAGUUAAAGGAGACUGGGCUCUCUGGUGCUGUCCGUAUGGCAAUGUUUACAUCUGAGGAGUGUCACUACUCAGUGAAGAAAGCUGCUGCCUUCCUUGGAAUUGGCACCCGUAACGUCUACGUGGUGAAAGCUGACAAAAGAGGCAAGAUGAUACCAGCAGAACUGGAGAAAGAAGUUCAAAGAGCCAAGAAAGAAGGGGCUCUGCCAUUUAUAGUCAUUGCCACUGCCGGGACAACGGUACUGGGAGCAUUUGACCCUUUGAAUGAUAUUGCAAACAUCUGCCAAGCUCAUGGGAUCUGGUUCCAUGUUGACGCAUCGUGGGGAGGUAGUGCGCUGAUAUCCAGAAAACAUCGUUCUCUUCUGAAUGGUAUCCACAGGGCUGAUUCAGUUGCAUGGAAUCCACACAAAAUGCUGAUGGCCGGUAUCCAGUGCUGUGCUUUUCUUCUGAAGAACAACACAGGCUUGAUAGACAAAUGCCACUGUGCCCAGGCCAUGUACCUGUUCCAACCGGAUAAGUUUUACAACGUGGAAUAUGAUAAAGGUGACAAGUCAAUUCAGUGCAGCAGGAGGGCUGAUGCUUUCAAAUUCUGGUUAACAUGGAAGGCUAUUGGGUCAAGUGGACUGGAGGAAAGGGUCAACCGUGCUUUUGCAUCAGCCAGGUAUCUGGCAGCAGAAAUUAAGAAGAGGAAUGAAUUCAGGUUGAUUCUGGAGCCAGAGUACACAAACGUCUGCUUUUGGUACAUACCACCUAGCCUGAGAAAUGUGCCCGAGAACCAGGAUUUCUGGAAGAAACUUCACAAGGUUGCACCAGUAAUUAAGGAGAGGAUGAUGAAAAAAGGAAGCAUGAUGGUGGGUUAUCAGCCUCAUCGUGACAAAGUCAACUUCUUCCGUCAAAUCAUCAUCAGCCCUCUCGUCAGCCGUGAGGAUAUGGACUUUAUUCUCAAUGAGAUCGACUGUCUGGGGAAGGACUUGUAAUUUGCUUUAAGGCGUAGGCAAUGUGUUUACAGUUACCAAAUGUUUGCUAGAAAGUGUUCAAGAUGUUCAGGCUUUAGUUUAGAAAAUGGGGAAGAACUAACAUACUCAAUUUUAGCAUGAACAAAAUUAACCUUGAUGAAGCAGACUUCACCCAUCAGAACACAUAAAUGAUAGAUAAUAGGGCAUCAUAAACCUGCUUAUUUUACAGAACAACAUCAAGGCUUAGUGAACUCUUGAUGAAAUGUUUCUGAUCUGUAUUUAUAGUCACUUAUGGUGAGCUGGUCUUAUGGUAUAAGUGUCCUUGUGGACAUAGUAAUGGUGUACAUCUUUGCUACCUCCGUGUCUCUGAAUCUGGACAGAAAAGUAGCCUAAACUAAAGGACUUGCCUAUUGCUAAAUCCAGAUCACGUUUUGGCAGGGAGCAUCUUGACUUGCCCAGCUUCAUUACCAGAAACGAUUCUUUUGCUGCAGCCACUUUGACUCAAAAUAUUAAAUCUAUCUAAGUCAUGAGAUAGGUCAGAUAUAUGAACUUUUAAGAAAUUAGAUUCUAAUUUCUUCAAUUUUGGCCAUGUGGACAUCAGAUUUUAUUUCUGCUUGGUGGCAAAACGCUAUUCAGCAAAUAACAUUGAAUUUUCAUUUGCUGGUAUAUUAAUUUAUGAAGCUUAAUUUCCAACCUAUCUCUGUGACAUGGCAAUGAAAGGGCUGCCUUGGUUGGCCCUUGUACCCACAGAAGUACCUACAUUUCUGUGGGUAUUUUCCUGGCUGCAGUUAACAUGGGUGAAGGAAGCUAAAGUACAUUAUGGAUCACGCAUGACGGAUCCAAAAUGAACACUCAUUUAUUUUAAUGAAAAAUCCAAGAGGCCUAAGACCAUGAAUUGCCAGCAUGAGGCAUUUCCCGAAAAACUGUCACCUAUAUUACUGGUACGGGAAAGAACCAAUCAUUCCUUUGGUCUGAGUGUCUGCAGAAAUGUAAAAUUACCGCAUAGCACAUUGUGCUUUGCCUGUCACCAGAAUCAUUAGAACAACAUUAAAUCGUGAUCUUCAUGCUAAAAAGACAGCAAGAGCAAUGAGAGUUCACUGAAGGUGCAAUAUUACGAGGUACAACUGUGUGUGUGUCACUCACACGACAUAGCGCUGCUGCACUAUUAGUUACAUUAGUGACAUGUUGUUGAGCUUAGCUUCAUUUAAUUCUUGGCUAUUAUUCCUGCAGCUUACUAGGUACUGUACAUUGGAGUGUGCAAGUUGCUUUGCGCAUGUUUGAAAGAGUGAUGUGAGAUGUCACGACAGGAACUACAUGGUCGCCAGGGCCAGAAUUUCAUUUUGUAACCUUCCCCCUUGCCCAAGGCAUCCAAAUGUACAGGGUACCUUAGUGCCUUCCUGACAAUCCACAAACGGUACUUCUGAAGGUUUUGAACAGCAUGUUUUUUACUUAGAACAUCUAUUUCAAAGCUUUCAAGUCACUUUUUACGGGAAGAUCGCUCCAGACUAACUGUGCUGCUACAAUAGAUUAGGAAAGUACAGCAUCUGCAAUAUUAUGGCUCAUCUCUGUACGAUGACAAAGCUUUUUUUUUUAGAAAACAGCCUUUAUAUCAAUGUAAUAUAGUUUUUGAUUGCCUAGUGCUGGAGUAUACACUUUUAACCUGCCUGCAAAAUAAUUCUGUAGAAGCGAGGUAGAAUUGAAACAUUCACUGUAUGAGGAAAGGAUCAGGGUACAGCAAGGUCAGGAAUAAAGUGUUGAAAUGUUGCCAGCUGUCCAACUCCUUUGUCGGGAGGAACUGCAGAUGCUGGUUUACCAAAGAAAGACAUAAAAUGUGAGAGUAAGUCAGUAGUACCUCUGAAGGUUUAGAAAAGACAAGGAUUAGUACGGGUGUGAGGGGUUGUGGGGAGAAGGCAGGAGAAUGGGGUUUGGAGGGAGAGAUAGAUCAGCCAUGGUUGAAUGGUGGAGUAGACUUGAUGGGCCGAAUGGCCUAAUUCUGCUCCUAUCACAUGACUUUAUGACAAGGUCUCACACAGAUACAUUUCUUUUGGUAUUUUGUUUUUGAAGAGUUAUUUAUUUUGUUUAACUGCUGUUUUUUUUAAUUUUCUAUGAUCAUUGUUACAUUUAUUUGAAUAUUCAGUGAAGAUGUAUCACAUGCAGAAUGUUAUAUGUACACCUCAUCUUGAGUCUCAUUGAAUGUAUUUAUUUAUGUAUGGAUAUAUCUGAUCUGCUCAGAUAGAAUGCAAAACAAGGGUUUUCACUGUACCAUGGUACAUGUGACAAUAAUAAUUCUUCAUCAUUUCUAACCACUGCUUUUUGAAGGCAGUUGAUUCUCUGCCCUACCAAUAUUCAGUCCCAUGCUUCCCUUAUGGGAAUUUCCUUUCAAUGUAGAAAUGAUGCUAUGAGAUUUGAUUGUUAAUUCUGUGCUUCCAAAUAUACAAGCAUAAAAUAUGGCUGCAGAUGUAAAAUUGUUGGAUGGAAGUUGCCACAUUUGUCAUUAGCUUACAAGAACAAAGAUGGCCGUCUCUAAAACAAGAGGGGAAAAGUGUGUCAAGGCAUGACCCACACAGAAGACUAACGGGAAAAGGUAGCGAGUAUGAAUUUGUAACAUUAUCUUCAAUACCUCCAACAGCGGGGCAGUGACCAAGUCACUGGACAAGGCAACCAAUGGCCUGAUUUAGAAACUCGGCAAAUUUGAAAAUAAAUCUGGGAAAUAAAGCUGGCACCAGUAGUGCUGACCGUGAAACUAUUGGAAAGUUGUCAAAGUGCAUCUGAUUCACUUGUACUCGCUAUCCUUAUCUGGUUGAACCUAAUGAGAGACUCUAGAUCCACUGCCAAGUGGUGAUACUUCAGUGCCCCUUGAAAAUCUGUAGAUGCUAAAUAUUGCAAAUGCUGGAAAUGAUCAUUUCUGAUAAUACUAUAUGAACAAUCUACAGUAUCAAAGUCAGUAGAGAGUAUUAUCAGAAAUGAAACCUUAUCCUGUCAAUUGACAUAAUUGAACAAAGUCUUAAGAUUGAAAAUCACCCUCAAAAUGUUCUGGAGAUUAACCACCAAAUUAGAAAAUGCAAAUCAGAGGGCAAUCCGAAUAGAUUUGGGCAGUUGGUGAGUUUAAAAGGACAUUAUCCAAAUCUUUGAUUUAAUUAUAUUUACCCCUCAAGCCUAGAUACCAAGGUAAAACUGUUGCCUAUUUUAAUUCUCUUUGAGUGCCACAAUACUGUUUUAACAUUCCUGCAAUUUCCCUUAGCUUGGAAUAAUCUGCAUUGGAGGGACUAGAUUCUAUUUCUUCUGAUGUCCACGAGAAAAAUAAAGUCCCUGGUUGAGUCCCCUUCACCAGUAUGUAACUGGCUUGAGAAAUGUUGUAUUGGUUUGGAGAAGAACUGGUAGGAUGACAGUGGCAAACCUAAUGAAAUCUGGGAAGAUAGAUAGUGAUCUCCAUUUGUAGCUGUGAAAUCCUUAUCCAAUAAUGAUUAUAUCCACUUAAAAUGAUUCUGAUAUUGCAAGUUGAAUGGCAAUUUUUUGUUGUCCUGAGACUACUACUAAUUGAUUACCUCAUCAGGGUUUGUCUUUAUAUAAUGGCCAUCUACAAAUUUAAGAUAUUGGGGUAAAAGACAAGACAACCUGUAAUUUUUCUGUUUCCUGAUAAACAUCCUGGUAGGUUUUUUUUUAUACAACUUACUGAUUAAUGAGUCUCGUUGUGUAUUCAUUAAGUUGUACAUGUGGGAGAAUUUCUAAUGAUUAUUUAUUGUUCAAAUUUUAACAGCAAAUCCGAAGAAUAUCUUUGUCAUUCCAUCUAAAUUCAUACAGGGAAAUAUAUAUUCCUUUUGGUACUGCAGAGUGUGUUCACUUUCCAGUUGGCUGAGAAGUGGGUGGCAGGUUGAGGGAGGGAUUGGGAGAAUAAGUAUGCAGGACAGUUGACAGAAGGAUGACACCUCUAUGGUUCAAUGUAGGCAGAGUUGGUCAUAUCCACUUAGGCCACCUUGUAGUGUUGCCAACCUUUAAUCAACCUACUGAACAUAGUUUAAAGGGGAAAUAUACAAGUGCUUAAAAACAUUAACUGCCAUCAAUUGAGCAGGUCAACAUCAGAGUGUUGGAUUUUAAUAGAACAAGGUCAAGUUCUCCAAUGAUCUAAGUUGCUAGUGUGCUGCCGUUACAGUGUUGUGCUGUCACUAAAGCACACAUCUGCAGCUAUACACCACUGCACUUGAAAUAAAACAGUUUCUGAAGUGUUGAUCGCAGCGAGAGAAAUGUUGCAGUGCUCCUUAUCUUUCUGUUACCCACCAAUAUCUGUCGUAGUAUAAGAAUUAAUUUGUCCACAAUUCAACUCCACUGAGCUACUCGAGCUACAUGCCAAGAAUGUACAAUUACAAUGGCUUUACUAGUUGGGAUAAGGUUUCCGCAUUAUUUUACAUAAUGCGGCUUUCUUGGUGUUUUGGACCAUUUAAUAUAAAGUAGAACCAACGCAUCAAAACAGCUGUACUAGUACUUUUUAUACUCAACUUAUUGGGCUGAAUGUACUUGAAUUAGACAAAGUAAAAGUAAACACUGUUAUGGUUUAAUGUAAAACAAAAGAUUUCUGUAUUUAAUGUAGUCAAAUAAAAAAUGAUGAAUCUAA
Messenger RNA from Leucoraja erinaceus (little skate), 6264 nucleotides. Its product is annotated as acidic amino acid decarboxylase GADL1-like. Gene Ontology annotation, cellular component: cytoplasm. The coding region runs from base 114 to 1676 and encodes 520 amino acids. The transcript has 15 exons. Gene Ontology annotation, biological process: carboxylic acid metabolic process. Gene Ontology annotation, molecular function: pyridoxal phosphate binding; carboxy-lyase activity. The record is from RefSeq and is a predicted model, not a curated record. Lineage: Eukaryota; Metazoa; Chordata; Chondrichthyes; Rajiformes; Rajidae.